Cladocopium goreaui is the source of this 724-nucleotide messenger RNA. Lineage: Eukaryota; Dinophyceae; Suessiales; Symbiodiniaceae. The record is from the annotation of a GenBank genome assembly.
GCCUUUGCCCCGUCUACCGCCAGCGCUGCCCGGACAGGCGCCAGAGACGGCUCCUGUUCCAGCGGGCCCAGAGGUGGCCCCGUCGAGGAGUUUCGUGCGGCCACAGGUGACGCGACGCUUGUCCAUUUCGGAACUGACCCUGCCGGCCAUGGCCCCGAGCACCUCUCGAAGACCCUCGCAGAUGCAGCCGUUGCUGGGUGACGGCACAGUCGGGCCCCCUUCGCCAUCUUCGCCCCAGCCCAACGAGCAGUAUCCCGAUGCCUCGCGGAUCAUGAGCUACGGCUCUGGGAGGACCACGGAAGUGGAUCGACGCGCUUCGACCUAUUUGCAGCAGAUGCAGGAACGUCGUGCCUCGCUCUCCUUGCGCCGCAUGGAGCCCCCAGAGCCGCCGGCGCAGUCCCGAAGCAACGCGCCUGCGGGAGCCAAGCCCAAGUUGCAAGGAUGGCAACGCGUGCGUGAGGUCAAUGACCGUGGGCGAGCAGAGAAACGCGUGAGGACCCCUUCGCGUUUGACGCCCCGAAAUGCGCAGAUCGACAUUGGGGAAAUCUCAUCCCCAGAGGCUCCUACUGAGCGGAGGCGAUCCUUCGUGGAGCACAUGCAGGCGCAGGCACAGCAAAAGGUGCAGAGGCCUGCUCCUGUGGCGCCGGUGGCACCAGCGCAGCCGCCCAGCCUGUCGCAAGCAGCAGGACGCGUGAUGCGCUUGGGCAUGGCCGUGGGAAACAAG